GUUCAUCAACCCCGUGACGACGAACGCCGGGACCUUCGUCUCCGGGCACGGCUACGUCAGGGGGAGCUUCGGGAACCUUGCAGCCUACCUGACUUGGAUGCUGGGCUGUCAGAUGUGCGUCGCUUGGUUCGCGGUCUUCCAACUGGGCUGUCUCUGGGGCGUGGCGCAAGCCGGCGCCUGGGACCACCGGUCGGGGGCCUACCUGGCCUACACCUGGCAGCUGGAGAACAAGAGAGGCUACAGGCUGAUGGUGAUGGGAUUUCUGGGCGUCUCUGUCCCCCUGUUCCUGGCCUUUAUCACCUUCCUCCUCUUCUCGGAUGGAAUAGUCUUCGUGGAGUCUCUCCAGUCGAUGCUCAUGAACUAUGGUCUGUGGUGCUACGGCCUCUACAAUCUGCAGUCCUCGUUGCAGCCUCCGUUCCACUGGAAGUCGCGGCGUUUCCGGAUCCUGAUCUUCCGGCGUCCUGCCAAGUACUUCUUCCUCACCAACGACGCCUUCGCCUUGCGGCUGCAGUACGCCCUGGUGGACGAGCGCCGCCAUCAGCGCCAGAGCCCAGAGGCCGCGGCGCAGCCUGCGCAGCUGGAGGCCUGCCGGACUCUCCUGGCCGAGUCUGGAGCCUCCAGCGAAUCCGGCGAGGAAGCCGAGUCGGGGACCCCCACCUCGCCAGGCCUGGCCGAGCUCGUGGUAGGCCCCAGCGAGACGCUGAGGCGGCUACAGUCGGCAGAGUCGCUCACCUCUCCCUGCCUCCUUCCGAAGGGUGGAAGCGAAGACGUGAGAAAGCUUUGAGCAGACUGCUGUCGGGCCUGAGCCCGAAGGGCCCACCGCCGAGCAGGACGUCUAGGAAGCUUUCUUAG
This is a messenger RNA of Symbiodinium necroappetens, 852 nucleotides long. The record is from the annotation of a GenBank genome assembly. Lineage: Eukaryota; Dinophyceae; Suessiales; Symbiodiniaceae.